This is a messenger RNA of Morchella sextelata, 684 nucleotides long. RefSeq lists its product as uncharacterized. The transcript has 3 exons. Gene Ontology annotation, biological process: protein folding. Gene Ontology annotation, cellular component: endoplasmic reticulum membrane. NCBI's taxonomy places the organism in Eukaryota, Fungi, Ascomycota, Pezizomycetes, Pezizales, Morchellaceae. The coding region runs from base 1 to 684 and encodes 227 amino acids. The record is from RefSeq and is a predicted model, not a curated record.
AUGUCUGAAAGGAAAAAGGCCGCAGUCGGACGAAGGGAAAUCCAGAUAUUCCUCAUUGGCUACAUCCUCAUGUCAAUCACCGAGAUAUUCUCCGUCGGCGGCUUCCUCACAAACCAGACCAUUCUCGUCUGGUUCUCGGCCCUCCAUAUUGGCGCCAUAACAGCAACCGCAUGGGUACUGAUGCUUAACGCCGUUGUUGGCUACCAGCUCCUGGACGACGGGACACCUCUCUCGCUUGGACUGGUGGGGACGUCGUUUUUAGCCUUCUUUGUUGGCACGACGUAUGUUGCCGUGGAUACGGGGUUCAACUACACAGGCACCUUCACAAAGGACUCGGACAGCAUUAGGAACUAUGCGCUAUAUGUACUGUAUCUGCUGUUCCCGCUUAUCAUGAUUGCGGCAUAUGUCAUCCUGGAAUCUGUGCUGGUGAUCAAAGUGCUGGGAGAAAAGAUACCAAUGAGACGUCUCAGUGCUGCAGCACUCUCAUUCGCCGUCGGCCAGGUCUUCAACUUCGUCAUCAGCGUACAUCUCUGCGAAGCAACGAACGGAAAGAUUGACGGCGCCCUUUUCGAGACUGGGUUUACACUGAUCGCGGUGAUCUUUUUGUGGUAUUUCUGGAGCAGCAUCACGGAGGACGAGUGGCCGGAGGACACAAUGCGGCCAAUGAGUGAAGCGUACCCUUGA